This is a messenger RNA of Eucalyptus grandis, 1890 nucleotides long. RefSeq names its product cytochrome P450 71A9. The coding region runs from base 71 to 1600 and encodes 509 amino acids. The record is from RefSeq and is a predicted model, not a curated record. NCBI's taxonomy places the organism in Eukaryota, Viridiplantae, Streptophyta, Magnoliopsida, Myrtales, Myrtaceae. Gene Ontology annotation, molecular function: heme binding; monooxygenase activity; oxidoreductase activity, acting on paired donors, with incorporation or reduction of molecular oxygen. The transcript has 2 exons.
CCAUCUACUUUAGACUCACUCAUGCACCAGACCUCCUACGAAACCUUUUCACGCGUUGGUUUCAUCACUCAUGAUUUUUUUCCUAGGAGAUCACGCCAUGGGUGUUCAGCUUGUUGUGGCCCUCAUAUGCGCUCUUGUGAUACCGCUGUUACUAGUCUUUUUGAUUGACACGAAAAAGAAGACAAGAGCAUCUAGGAAUCUCCCUCCUGGUCCUAGGAAGUUGCCGAUCAUCGGGAAUUUGCACCAGCUCGGCUCCUUGCCUCACCGAUCGCUCACGCGCAUCUCAAAACAGUAUGGCCAGAUCAUGUUACUCCAGCUCGGGUCUGUUCCCACAUUAGUCAUCUCGUCCGAAGAUGUCGCCAGAGAAGUAUUCAAGGCCCACAACCGCGCUUUCUCCGGCAGACCUGUCUUUUAUGCAGUGAAGAAGUUGACAUACAAUUGUUCUGAUGUAAGUUUCGCUGCCUAUGGCGAUUACUGGAGAGGGCUCAGGAAAUUAGUGAUCCUAGAACUCCUGAGCAGUAAGAGAGUCCAGUUGUUCGAAUCUGUGAGGAAGGAAGAGGUUAAGCUUAUGCUAGACGCAAUCACUUCUUUUCCAGGUCCCGUCAAUAUUGGUGAAAUGGCACUUUUAUUGGCUAACAAUGUUGUGUGCCGAGUGACUUUUGGUAAGAAAUGGCAGGCUGAAGGUGGUGGUCGAAAGAGCAAAUUUCACGAGACAGCCCACGAAAUACAGAGCAUUUUAGGGGGCUUUUGUGUUGCGGAUCUGUUUCCACAGAUAGCUUGGUUUAACUGGCUCAAUGGCUUCAAGGCAAAGGUCGAAAAGAACUUCAGGGAGUUAGACAAGUUGUACGAUGAAGUGAUCGAGGAGCACCAAGACCCUGAAAGGCCUAACCCCGAUCAUGAAGAUCUUGUUGACGUGUUGCUUCGGUUACAAAGGGAUCCAAAUCAAAUGAUUGCCCUCACUGGGGAGCAAAUUAAAGGAGUAUUAACUGACAUGUUCAAUGCAGGAACAGAUACCUCUGCAACCACUUUACUCUGGACAAUGACAGAACUCGUCCGCAAUCCAGCUAUGAUGAGAAAAGCACAAGAAGAGGUUCGAGAAGCAGCAAAAGGAAAGUCACAGGUUGAAGAGACUGACCUUCUAGGACUCAUCUACCUUAGAUCAGUCAUCAAAGAGGCAUUAAGACUCCAUCCACCGCUCCCUCUUUUAGUACCAAGAGAGACGAUUGAGGAUUGCAAGAUAAGGGGAUACGAAGUUCCUAGAGGAACUACUGUAUUCAUUAAUGUGACAGCAAUCUCCACAGACCCAAAAUCUUGGGAAAACCCAGAAGAGUUCAGGCCCGAGAGGUUCUUGAACAGCUCCAUCGAUUUUAAGGGACAGAACUAUGAGUUUCUGCCAUUUGGUUCUGGCAGGCGGGGAUGCCCUGGCAUUAACUUCGGUGUCGUGAUAGUUGAGCUUGCAUUGGCAAAUCUUCUUCAUCAGUUUGAUUGGAAACUGCCUGAAGGGAUGAGUAUCGAAGAUGUCAACAUGGAAGAAGCUUAUGGCCUUACGACUCGCAAGAGGACUCCUCUUUGCCUGAUAGCAACCCCCGUGAGUGGUUGACGCUAUGUUCCGACGCUACCAAUAGAAAAGUUUGCUUGAUUCACUCCGUAAUAACGGAGACUUUCUUCUGUCUUGGCAUGUUUCUUGUGUUGUAUGCCCACUACAAGUUUUCCUGUUUGACUUUGUGGUAGUUGCUGUUUUUUUUGGUAAGGUUUGUGGUAGUUGCUGUUCCUAGAUCUUGUAGCCUGAAUUAUUCAAAAACUUGGGAAAAACAAAGAUCUUAGUAACAAAUAGAUGCUUUCUUUGUUGGGGUGAUAUACUCAUUUUUCUUAGUGAACUUCAUUGUAUCA